Messenger RNA from Delphinapterus leucas (beluga whale), 1589 nucleotides. The record is from RefSeq and is a predicted model, not a curated record. Lineage: Eukaryota; Metazoa; Chordata; Mammalia; Artiodactyla; Monodontidae.
UAUGAACAUGGGUCACUAAGGCUGCCUGUCACAUGAAGGUGCAGGAUGUCCCAGAGCAGGUAGGACCAGGACUGAUGUGGCAGCUUCAGGGAGACGCAUUUCAGCUCAGUGAGAAAGAACUGUCUGCUCCACGAGAAGGGGACAGAUGGAAUCUGAGCCCGUCUCGCUCCCUCUGCAUGACCGUGCUCAGAGCCAGCAGAAGGGGCCUCUUCAAGCUGAUUGUGUCACUCUCUUUUACUCCAGGACAGUUCACUGCUGCUCAUUUACCCACUAAAUAAAGCCCGAAUCACUGGCCUGGCGUUUGAGACCCUCCCAGACAUGAACCUGUCUCAUCCAGGAUUAUGUUCCUCCCCCAUUACUCUUCCUGACCCAAAUGGGCCAAUCGCUCUUCCUCAAGCAGGUCUUGCACUUUGCUGUCACAGAGCCUCACCUCUGCACAAUCUCAUCUCUGUUUAUACCUUUAAGCACCCUCUUCCACCUCCCCUUGUCACUCCUUCCACUACUGCAAGUCCCAGCUCCAAGGUCACUGCCUCCAUGAAGCCACCAGUCAGAAGGCCUCGCUCCCUCUUCUGUCUCCUAUGGCACCUUACUUGGUACCUCUCUCAGGACACAGACCACUUUCUUCCCAGCAGUAGGGUCAGGUAUGUAUGUGGCUCAUCCUCCACAUAAGGCCAGAUUUCUGAGAAGAGCAACCUGCUCUUGUUCAUCCUCUCAUCCAGCGUGCAGCUCGGCACCAGCAUCCAGUGGUUGUUUCUAGAUGCUCCUCAGUGUGGAAACUGAAUGCCUUCUUCAUUCCCAGUGGCUCUUCUUUUUGCAUUUAUGUCUUAUUUGAUGCUGUUAUACCUCCAAUUCCAAUUCGCUCCUUCAGAUAGCACUGUGAGUUAGGAAGGACAGUUAGCUUCACUCUCUCUUACAUAAGAAGAAACUGAGGCUUAGAGAGUUGAGGGGACAUUCAAGAUCACGUGACAAAAGUAACAAAAUUCACCCAGAAUCCAGUUCACACCUUCACCACUGACAUGUUCUCAUUUCCUCUCAGUGUCCAGCAGGGCAACCACCCUCACUGCCUGCUGUGGACACCGCGCAAGGCAGAGUCCUGGGGAAAUACGUCAGCUUAGAAGGUUUUGCACAGCCUGUGGCCGUUUUCCUGGGAGUCCCUUUUGCCAAGCCCCCUCGUGGAUCCUUGAGGUUUGCUCCGCCGCAGCCUGCAGAACCAUGGAUUUUCGUGAAGAAUACCACCUCUUACCCUCCCAUAGUGACUUCUCAUGGUUUUUGGAAGUAUCCCAUGGACUGGAACACCUGGUUUACCUGGUAGAGGAACGUGGUCACCCCGCACUCACUAUGCAGAGCCCAGCAGAGAGUCAGCCGCGACCAGGACAUGCAGAAAAUGAUCCAUUCCCAGGCAUGUUCUCCCAAGACCCAGUGGCAGGGCAAGUGAUCUCAGAGCUCUUUACCAACAGAAAGGAGAACAUUAAUCUCAGGUUUUCCGAAGACUGUCUUUACCUAAAUAUUUACACUCCUGCUGACUUGAGGAGGAGAAGCAGGCUGCCGGUAAGCAAUGGGAACAAAUGGUCAAGGCUGGUGUAGACUGG